Molecule: messenger RNA, 1394 nt
Organism: Onychomys torridus (southern grasshopper mouse)
Lineage: Eukaryota; Metazoa; Chordata; Mammalia; Rodentia; Cricetidae
Gene: Dohh
Product: deoxyhypusine hydroxylase
Exons: 5
Coding region: 183-1091 (302 amino acids)
Biological process (GO): peptidyl-hypusine biosynthetic process
Molecular function (GO): deoxyhypusine monooxygenase activity
Source: RefSeq, a predicted model, not a curated record
CGUGCGUCGACACCCCUCGCCGCGGCGCUGGUUGCGCCCGGCGGGUCACGUGGCCGCCAAGAUGGCGGCGCCCAGGGGCCGCUGCGCGCGCCGUGGCUGCUGACCGGCCCUCGGGGAGCCCAGCGGCGAGGCCCGGCUGCCGGGACGCCCGGGAGCGGUUGAGGACCGACGCUGUGGUCACCAUGGUGACGGAGCAGGAGGUGGAGGCCAUAGGGCAGACGCUGGUGGACCCCACGCAGCCGCUGCAGACCCGCUUCCGGGCCCUGUUCACGCUGCGGGGACUCGGCGGCCCGCACGCCAUCGCCUGGAUCAGCCGGGGCUUCGAGGACAGCUCUGCCCUGCUGAAGCACGAGCUGGCCUACUGCCUGGGCCAGAUGCAGGACCCGCGCGCCAUCCCCGUGCUGGAGGGCGUCCUGCGCGACACGGGCCAGGAGCCCAUGGUGCGCCACGAGGCCGGGGAAGCCCUGGGGGCGAUCGGUAACCCGGAAGUUCUAGACCUCCUGAGGCAGUAUUCCACCGACCCAGUGGUUGAGGUGGCCGAGACAUGCCAGUUGGCCGUUGGGCGUCUGGAGUGGCUGCAGCAGCACCCCGGGGAGGCCGCCGGUGCAGGGCCCUACCUCUCCGUGGACCCGGCGCCCCCUGCAGCCGAGCGCGACGUGGGGCAGCUGCGGGAGGCGCUGCUGGACGAGGCGCGGCCACUCUUCGAGCGGUACCGCGCCAUGUUCGCCCUGCGCAAUGCAGGUGGCGAGGAGGCGGCCUUGGCGCUGGCUGAAGGCCUGCGCUGCGGCAGCGCGCUCUUCCGCCACGAGGUGGGCUACGUGCUGGGCCAGCUGCAGCACGAGGCGGCGGUGGGCGCGCUGGCGGCCACCCUGGCGCGGACCACCGAGAGCGCCAUGGUGCGGCACGAGUGCGCCGAGGCCCUGGGCGCCAUCGCCAGGCCCGCCUGCCUGGCCGCGCUGCGGGCGCACGUCACCGACGCCGAGCGCGUGGUGCGGGAGAGCUGCGAGGUGGCGCUGGACAUGUACGAGCACGAGAGCCGCCGCGACUUCCAGUACGCCGACGCGCUGGAGCGCCUGCGCCCGCCGCCCUGACCCGGCCCGCCGCCCUGACCCGGCCCGCCGCCCUGACCCGGCCCGCCGUCGCGUGACUCCCUCCGCGGCUCCAGGUCACCCGGUCCAGGGUGCCGGGGCUGCGCCCGCCCCUGCCUCCCUGGGUGCCGGUGCACAGUGCUCCCUCCCGGGGCCGUCGGACUUCACCCCGGGGCCGCUCCAGACUGGCACACGCUUCCAGAUGUCGGGCAGGCUGUGGGGUCCCCGAGGUCAGUGACCCCCGGCCAUCGGGGAGCACAAGCCGAACCCAGGGCCCUGCACAAAUAAAUAAAUAAUUUCCGGCGA